AUGACAUAUGACGAAUUGUCACAGGCUAUAUCGGAGUCGUACUUGCAUUUAUCAAACGAUGACACCAAUGACUUUACUGGAACAUCUAACGAGUCGCGAGAUAUAACGGUUGAAAACGGGUAUGAUACGUCGACGUUGAUGCGGUUGGCGAGAGCGAUCGAUGAACAGCAGCACAGGGCCGAACGAAGUGGGAUACGAACAGAGCAAGAGAAUGAGUCUCCUGAAAUUAAGAAAUUUAAGAACCGGGCGAAUGGAGGUGGGCAGGGGGCCCCAGGGUUGCAGGGAAGAUCGUUUAUCUCUUCUCAUUCGACUCCACUAGUAUCUAAACAGAGUAGUUCUAGUAUGAGACAGGUCAGAAACCGAAACAGUUCACUUUCAGAUGUCGAAGAGACAAAAGACAAUUCUAGUAUUAUUGAGAGAAAUGGCAAAACUGAUAAAGAUGCGGCGAUGAGCGAGUUGCGUCAUAUGAUUGAGUCGUUGUCCCUUGAGGAACUAGAAGAGUUUAAAAAACCCAUUGAAACGCUUAUAACAAAGACCAGACAACAAGAAUCCAAAUCUCCCCACCAAUCACACCGUCAAUAUCAUUCCAAGAAUAAUAGUGAUAUGUACGUGACACCGAAGCGGUCUUACAUCAAUGCAUUGAGCAGUGAUUCGGGUUCAAGUGGAGAUGACGACGAUGAUAGACUAAGCUUGACACACACAAAUACAAAUGGUAGCUUUCUAUGCAAGAAGGGUUCAAGAAUCUCACACAAUGGCCCAAUUAGUGAUAAACCGAACUUAAAAAUGUAUAUGAACUCGAGCUACGAGGAAAGAGUUAAACUGCCGUCACAUGAACAACAUAAGAAUUCAACUCAUAUUAAACAUCCUCAUCAUGCUAACAAUGAGAGAAUUCCAAGCGUUGACGAAAUAGAAAAUGAGCUCGACUCGGCCAUUACAACACCACCACAUUCACAAGAAUAUGCUAAUGCUAAAAAUGAAUCAUACGAUCCGCAAUCUAUGAAUAAAAGUAUUCUUGCAAAUUCUGAUCACAGUGAUAUUGAAUAUUCCCUCAAUGAUACUAGUUAUAUACCCAGACGAUCCAUCAACAAACAAAGACCCAGACAUCAUCAGGAUGCUGAGACUAUAUCGAAAAUGAAGAUUAAUGACAGCCAAAACGAACGACUUCAAUUAGAAGUUGAGCAAUUAAAGAAGCAAAAUCUUAAUUUACAAAUUAAACUAAACGAACUUGAAAUUAAACUAAGUGAAAGAGAACCUAAUGCAAUUGAUAAUGACGAAACAUCUUCCCAUGACAACAGCUUUGUAUUCAAUGAUACCGCUAACCAAGACUCUCAUGAGAAAAUUGACGAACUAACUGCAGCUAACAAUCAAUUGAAUUUGCAGCUAGCCAACUCCAAGAGCCAUACAAACGAACUAAGCAAUGAGAUCAGGUAUCUAAAGAAUAAGCUUACCACCCACAACAAUGCAGAAAAUCUCACGCUGAAGAUAUCAGAACUUGAAUCUCAAGUCAAAUCAUUGCAAGGUCAGAUUGGCAACACCAACAACCUCAUAACCCAAGAUUCUAUACUGAAUGACUACAAGCAGUUUUAUACGAAGCUACAAUUGAACCAAGUGGAUAAGCUAACGAAGAUUGAGAUGUCAAACUUAAUUAAAAACCUUAUGUUGUCCCUCUUGAUUACAGACUUCGAGCACUUGCCAAUGGUUUCAUCUAAAAUAGGCAAGUUUUUCAAAAUAAUUAGCUUGUUCAUGGACCAGCUACAUAGCAUGGUAUACGAUGACUCUUCCACAGCUGUCAGACCUUCACAUUACUUAAAAAAUCAUGAAUACGGUAUGACUGAAUUACAAAGCUGUUUAGACGGAAUGCUAGAAACCUUGCUGCAUCCAACUCGAUUACCUACGUGA
This is a messenger RNA of Debaryomyces fabryi, 1899 nucleotides long. RefSeq lists its product as uncharacterized. Bases 1 to 1899 code for a protein of 632 amino acids. The transcript has a single exon. The record is from RefSeq and is a predicted model, not a curated record. Lineage: Eukaryota; Fungi; Ascomycota; Pichiomycetes; Serinales; Debaryomycetaceae.